This is a messenger RNA of Drosophila suzukii, 1258 nucleotides long. RefSeq names its product Serpin 42Db (gene Spn42Db). Gene Ontology annotation, molecular function: serine-type endopeptidase inhibitor activity. Lineage: Eukaryota; Metazoa; Arthropoda; Insecta; Diptera; Drosophilidae. The record is from RefSeq and is a predicted model, not a curated record.
GCAAUGAAAGAUGAGGAGUUUGCCCAGGGCUUGGAACAAUUCGCCUAUAGUCUGCUUGACCAACUGUGCAGGGCCAAUCCCGGGCAGAAUAUCAUAUACUCUCCGCUAUCCGUAAGGACUUCUGCAGGCAUGCUGCGGAUGGGAGCGACGGAGGGAUCGGUCACAGCCAAGGAGUUGGACGAAGGACUCCGAUUUGGGGGUCGCCAUGCGCAAGAAAUAGCUGAGAACUUUGAAACCGUGCUCAAGUACUACAAACAGUGUCAGGCCCUUAAUAUGGUCAACGGUCUCUAUGUGAUGAAGGGUCUUGAGCUUGGUGGGCAGUUCGAAAACAUUCUAGAGAGGAAGUUCUACUCCAAGCCAAUGGAGAUUGACUUUGGCAGCGAUCAAGCUGCCAGUAUCAUUAAUCAACGGGUGGAGUCGCAGACCAACAACCUGAUAAAGGACAUUAUCGGCCCUGGAGUUCUAUCUCAGGACACUCGACUGCUGCUUAUAAAUGCUAUUCACUUCAAGGGAAAUUGGUCAAUUAGAUUCAAUGAAAGCGACACUCAAGAGGAAGAAUUUUUCUCGGAGCCUGGAAAACCUGUUAGAGUAAGGAUGAUGCACGUAUCGGAUAGUUUCUCCUUUGCCGCGCUUCCCAAGCUGGAAGCCACUGCCCUGAAAAUGAACUACAGUGCUUGUAAUCUGGCCAUGAUCCUUAUACUGCCGGAUGAGAAAUCGAGUCUCACGAACCUGGAAAACAAACUAACAGGCACUUCUCUACAAGCUUUGUCAUCUUCCAUGACCCUAGAAAAAGUUGAUGUCAAGGUUCCUAGCUUUAGAGUCGAAUUCCAGCAGGAACUAUCAGAGGCGUUUAAGCUGAUGAACAUGAGCCGUAUAUUUAGCGAACAGGCCGAGUUUGGCUCAAUGCUGAAGUCCCAGGCACCUCUAUUUGUCUCCAAGGUGAUACACAAGGCCUUUAUAGAGGUGAACGAAGAGGGUACUGAAGCUGCAGCCGCAACAGCUGUGGUCGUCUCAUUAAGAACCCUGCCUGUACCUCAGCAUCCACCAAAGGUGUUUCAUGCUAAUAGACCCUUCUUCUAUGCGAUCUAUGACGAAUCCCAUGGUGUCCUCUUUGUCGGACACUUCAAUACCACGAAUUUGGAAAAAUCGAAAAAAUGUAAAUCAUGUACUUAUAAAAACGAAUGCAAAUAGUGCGGAAAAUAAUUAAAAACACGCUUCUUAUAAAUUUACGUGUACAAAAGUGUCUUCAUUAUGAAGA